AUGUCACAAGGAUACUUUGUUGUCUCGGUGAGACUAUUAGAAGACGAAAAAGUGGAGGAAAUUAACGUGCCGGAAGAUGCCUCUGGAAAAUGGCUUUUUGAAGAAAUCUGUUGUCAACAAGGAGUGAUGCAGGAACGUGAAUAUUUCGGCCUUCGUUAUCUGGAACAUGAAAUGCUUUCGUCUCCAACAAAGCGUUGGAUCGACCUUACGAGAAAUUUGUCAUCACAACUCAAGCACACUUAUCCUCGUCAAGUAAGCUUUCGUGUUAAGCAUUACCCCGCUGACCCGCUUGUUGAUUUGAGGUUACCUAAAUCCCACUACCUCCUCUAUCAUCAAUUGCGUCGCGAUUUAAUAAGUGGGAGAUUAGUUGUACAGACUGAUGUCCUAGUCCGACUUGCUGCACUUGUAGUUCAAGUGGAACUUGGAGACAUUUCAGCGCAGGAACCGCUUGAGACAUCCGUAAAGAAUGACAAACAUCAAUAUUUACGUGAAUUUCGUGUGCUGCACAAUCAGACUGAACGCCUUGAAUCGCUUAUCAUAAAAGAACAUGAAAAACUGGAGAAUUUUUUACCUUCUGAAGCUGCUAGUGAAUUGAUACACCUUGCCAGCAGUCUGGAUACAUAUGGUAUUGACCCGAUUCGUGUUAAGACUAAAGCUUAUGGCUCACGACACAUACACUUGGGUCUUACUCAUCAAGGUGUAGCUGAAUUUAUAGGCAACCGGCGCCAAAAGUUAUAUCCAUGGUCAGCUAUCUCUUGGAUGACUUGUAAUGGCAGAGAUUUUGUUGUUGCAACUUCAUAUCAACAUCCUGGACGAAAGAAAAAGACAACAACAACUAUUCAUUAUAAAUGCGAUAAUAAGUCUGUUGCACAAGCUUUAUGGGAAUGGGCAUCAGAUCGACAAUUGUUUUUCACUUUAGAUAAAUCUUCAUCUGUCAAACCGGUUAAAUCGAGGAAAACACUGUUCCAACGAACAAGAACCUUUACAUUUUCUGGUCGAUGUCGUCGUGAAGUUAUUGGAAGACCACUGUUAACCACUAGUUUACCCACUGAUAUAUGUGGAAUUUCUGUAGCUGAAGAAAAUCUUUCUUUUAGUAAUCCAACUUCAACUAAUGCAUAUAGUCUAAGUAUGGGUGCUCUAACAAAUGGUACUGGUCGUAGUAUGAAUACACAUAUUGAAAACAAUAUUGAAGAUGGCGAAUCAACUCAGACUGCUCCAGCUACUACAACUUCAGGAUUAUUAUCAAUAUCAUCAACAUCGUUAGGUUAUUCACGAGCUCCUGCAUUAUCAGAGCCUUCAGUAGCACGUAAUAUCACUAAUAAUUCAAUAGAGGAAAGUAUUGAAAAUCAAGUCAGUCCACACAAUCUCUCAGGUCCCUUUGUUGUUAAUUCAAGUCAAUUGGUUCCACUUUUUACUAAUCUACCUAAACAUCGUUUCAGUACAGAAGCUAAAAGAAGGCAACGUGAAAUUUUGAAGCAACAGUCGAAAUAUGGAUUAUAUCAACAAAAUCAUUCAGAUAUAUUCGAUACUGAUGAUGAAUGUGACAAUGAUGAUACAUCAUCAGAAGCUGCAGUGGAAGCUCUGAAUUCUGCUGCCGAAGCUGGAGAAGCAUGGUUAACCAAUGAGUUAGGACAGGAGGACAAAAAACGAAUAUCACUUUCACCUGCUAAAUCAUGGUUCAGUUUUUUCCAUUCAUCAAAUACUGAAAAAGAAGAUAAGCAAACCUCUUCUGUUCAAAGUGAAAAUACCCGUAACGCUAAUCAUUCAUCACUUCUGAAUCUAACAAAUAAUGACACUUCUGUUACAGAUAUUGGUUCUGAGUCUUCUACCGAACCAGUAUCUGUUUGGCGUUUUGCUGCUGUAUCUGCUGGUUUCAUGACAUGUGCUUCAAUUUUUGGUUUAGCACUUAUACUUGAAGCUGAAGUGCAUUCACCAAUCAUGGCAACAAUUCGUGGUCAUCCAUGGUUUUUAGACUUUGAUUCUCGUUUUUAUCGACCUAUGCGAUCUGCUCUUCUUGGUUUCUGGCGUCGUUAA
Molecule: messenger RNA, 2034 nt
Organism: Schistosoma margrebowiei
Lineage: Eukaryota; Metazoa; Platyhelminthes; Trematoda; Strigeidida; Schistosomatidae
Source: the annotation of a GenBank genome assembly